Molecule: messenger RNA, 3099 nt
Organism: Oncorhynchus keta (chum salmon)
Lineage: Eukaryota; Metazoa; Chordata; Actinopteri; Salmoniformes; Salmonidae
Product: forkhead box protein O3-like
Exons: 2
Coding region: 801-3002 (733 amino acids)
Biological process (GO): regulation of transcription by RNA polymerase II
Cellular component (GO): nucleus
Molecular function (GO): RNA polymerase II cis-regulatory region sequence-specific DNA binding; DNA-binding transcription factor activity, RNA polymerase II-specific
Source: RefSeq, a predicted model, not a curated record
CUGAGUGUAAGAAAAACAGAUUGGAGAUCAGAUAGCCUACAUGUUAGAAAUACUAGAGGCGAGCAAGACAUGUGAUAAAUCAUUUGAUCAAGUGGACAAGAACAGACUGAUACUGGACUGUGCACUGUCUGGAAGCGUGUCGCUUUUUAAAAGACACAUGCGACUCGAUUUUUAAAAAAAAAGUAACAUUGCAAUUGAAUUCGGAGUCGUUUGUGUGUGACUGUGAAUGGAUUUGCAUUGGCCAGCCUAUUCCGUGAAGACUGGUAUAUUUAAUGUACGAUGAUCACACAUCGUCGCUUGUCUGUGCUGUCUGGACAAUCCUGUUGAUUUAAACAUUAUUCCAGUCUAUGUUUUGGCGGAUUCUUUCGAAGGCUCUCUGCAUCUCCAUUCUCGUUCUAUGAGGUAUCAUCUGUUGCUGCAGCCGGAUUAACUGACAGUGUCAUGCAUUUGGAUUGACUCUAUCUGCUGGAGAUGUAGGCAAUCAGCAAUUCAUAAUUUCCCCAAUUUAACAUGUUUUAUUUCAGGUAAAAUGGGAGAACGAUUAUUGUUACUAUUACUGCUACUCUUAUCGUUACAUGCGGGUUGUGAUAGCCUACUGCAGACGAGCCAUUCAAAAUCGUCCAUCUCCACAGCAGCCGGUUUCUCUGAGAUUUGAUCGUUACUUUAUUGAAUCAGACUGUAAUAUCCCCGCCACGAGACGGAUUUCGGCUUGAAGUAGGUCUAGUAUUGGAGACAAUACGGGAAUUGUGGAGGUAUUGUAUUUCUUUCUAACUCGGUUAUUCCUUCACAACUGAAGAUAAAUGUUGAUGAUGGGGGACGACGAAUUGGCUCAUCAGGUUGAUUCGGAUUUCGAACCGCAAAACCGGCCUCGCUCGUGCACUUGGCCACUGCCUUGUCCAGAGGAUUUCCCCGAAGUACUGGAGGUCAAUGGGGGUCUUCCACUGACCACCAUCAAGGUGGAACCAGAUGACAAUCUAGCCGUUUCAGCGUGCAGAGCGGGGAGAAUGGGUGGCACGCCGACGGAGCUGAAGCAUCCAGCAGUCGCCCCUGCUCCCAUCGGCGCGACGCACCCAUGCUUGGCCGGCGCGGCACUUGAUGUGACUGGACAAUUGCGCAAAGCCAAAUCCUCGCGGCGGAACGCAUGGGGUAACCAAUCGUACGCGGACCUUAUCACACGAGCCAUUGAAAGCACCCCUGAAAAAAGACUCACGCUAUCACAGGUCUACGAUUGGAUGGUCCGCUAUGUUCCCUAUUUCAAAGAUAAGGGCGACAGUAAUAGUUCAGCUGGAUGGAAGAACUCCAUCCGACACAACCUGUCCCUCCACACGCGCUUCAUCCGGGUGCAGAACGAAGGCACGGGUAAGUCCUCCUGGUGGAUGCUCAACCCUGAGGGGGGCAAGAUGGGCAAGGCCCCUCGCCGGCGAACCGUCUCCAUGGACAGCAGCACCAAGUACCUGAAGAGCAAGGGCCGGGUCAGCCGCAAGAGGGUGGGCAGGCCGGGGAUUGGUUCUGGGGCUCAAGUGGGGCUCCAGGCUUCCCCUGAGCAGGGUAGCCCACCGGGGAAGGUUCUCCCAGGCAAUAUAGGGGUAGCUGGGGGUGUGGAAGGAGAGUUUGACGCCUGGACGGAGCUCCACUCCCGGGCUAGUUCGUCUACUUCGACCCUGAGCGGGCGCCUCUCGCCCAUCCUGGCUGAGGUCAAGCUGGAGGAGUCAGAGGAAGGCGGGCUCUCCUGCUCGGCCUCGCCCCACCUCUACCCCUCCCCCUCAUCCAGCGCCCGUUCCCCGGCCAUGGGGGCCGCGGGAGGCCACUGUCCACCCGUGGAGCAAUUGCCCCAGCUGGCUAAUCUCACGGGGGCGAUCAGCCUGGAGGAGAGGCUCAUGGAGGAAAGCUACCACCAUCAUCAUCCUCACUCAGCGGCAGGCCACAAACUUCCCCAGGUCUAUCAUUACAACCCUGGGGUUAAAGGUCAGGGGUCAUACUGCGGCGCGGUCUACAGCCAGGCUGGGAUGGGCAUGCUGCACCACCACUCACCCAUGCAGACCAUCCAGGAGAAUAAGCCUGCUAGCUUCGGCGGCACCAUGCGGGCCUACUCAGGGACCAACGCCCUGCAGAGCCUGCUAACAGGAGGCCCUGGAGUUCCACAGCAGUACUGUGCCAAGGACAUAAUACUGGGCCAGGAGAGAGAUGCCCACUCCAUGAUGGGGCCCUCCACGAACGGAGUGAGCUCCACCCGUCACAGCCAUCACUCCGGACACAACGGACAUGCAGCACACAGUCACAAUGGCAGCCACACAAACCACAACUCGGCUCACAGCCACAAUGGUCACAACGGUACUCAGAGUCGUAACCUCAACCCUGUGACCAACCACAACCACAACUCUCCUCAUCUUGGCCACAACCUCAGUCAGAACCACAGCAACCACACAACGCACACACCGACUCAAGCCCCAGCCCUGGCCCCACGCAUCAGCAGUGGCCACCUCCAGCCCUACAGUCACAAAGCCCCCUAUCUUUACAGCCCCCCGUCCCACGCCCACCUCCCCGCUUCCACCACCCUGCCACCCAACCCGGCCGGCAUGCUGGGGAUGCCUCAGGACUCCUGCCACCUGGCCACCGCCCCCCACCCCUCGCACCCCUGCCACAACACUUACCCCAGCCCCCAACACCAAGGAAUGGGCAGUGGACUGUACCACCACCAACGGGGCAUGGUGGGAGGUGGCACAGGAGGCAGCUACCAUGGUAGCUCAUACCACCAGCCUCACCCCCACGAGAGACUACUAGCUGAUCUGGACCUGGAUAUCUUCCACGGGAGCUUGGACUGCGACGUGGAGUCCAUCCUCCUCCACGAUAUCAUGGACUCCGGAGAGGAAAUGGACUUCAACUUUGACAGCUCCUUGGCCCAGGGGGUCGGGAUGGGGAUGGGGGUGGGGGUGGGGGUGGGCAUGAGUGGACUGGCAGGCCCUCAGCAAGCCCACAACAACCAGAGCUGGGUGCCCGGCUGAGACGUUUCCCGGAGUGCUUCCGGGCAGGCCUCAGAAAAGACUCCACUACCCAGAGUGCUGCAGGCCAGCCCUCACCGCCCCUCAGAUAGACAGACUC